CGAUUCUUCUCUUCUUCCUAUUCUCCGCCCGAUCUGUUACUGUUUUUUUUUUACUGUCAAAUUCAAUGGAGCUUGUGAAACAAGAUGGGAAUGAUUCUCUUGAUAUGCUUAUUCGACGUGCCGUUGGAAAGGAUCCGUUUCUUUCAUUCCCUAGACCUGAAAAUAGUCCAGUCCAGCUUUUUCAACUUCUCCAUACCUUAGAACGUCCAGGCUGGCCAUUGCUGACCCCUUUGAAGAUACAAAUGCAGAAGUGUGAAAAGUGCAGUAGGGAGUUUUGCUCUCCUGUGAACUAUAGAAGACAUAACCGCAUGCAUCGGCGUCAAAGAAAGCCUGAAAAGGAUUCUGGCAAAGAGAGGGAUGCGCUGGGAGCCUUUUGGAAUAAGCUCUCUGCAACUGAUGCAAAGGAGAUUCUCUCAUUAAAGAGCAUGAUGCUUGAGGAUGUUCCUGGGGCAUCAGUUGAGUCAGGAUUAAUGUCACUUAUUGAAAAACCAGGAUAUACUGCUCUGCCACAAUAUUAUCUAAGAGCUGGUUCUGGCCUUUUGGAUAUUCUCCAGGCUAGACCACCUAGGCUGCACCAAUGCAAAAGUACAUUUUUGACGGGGAAACAGGAAAAAACUGUACUGGAGGCAAAAAAUGUUGUUGCUUGCGCAAGCUUCCUUCUGGAACAGCAACUGAUUAAAGCAUGGCUGGCUGACAAAGAUGCGGAAGCUCUGAGGUGCCAAAAGUUACUGGUUGAAGAGGAAGAAGCUGCUCAAAGAAGACGAGCUGAGCUCUUGGAGAGGAAGAAGAGGAAGAAGCUAAGGCAGAAAGAGCAGAGAGAGAAGGACCAGAAAAAAGAUGCUAAGGAAGACGAGAGCACCACAUCAGAGGAACAAGAAUAUCCAGCUGAGUCAUCAAGUCCUUUAUCUGUAGCUUCUGAUUCUGAGGCACAGAGACCAGAUUCCAUACCAAUUGAUGAUUCUUCAUCCCUCGAGGACCCUCAAGUUUUGGAAACGAAUAAUGGGAGAAACUGUGAAACUCAAGCGACAAUGGUUGAUGAUGAUGGCUUAGGCAAUGGCCAAAACAUGGAAAGGCGAAGUGGCCGUAGGCAAAUGCACAGAUCACAACAGGGAAUGCCGAAUGGGUUCCAUGCUAAUCAUGCACCAAAACUUGGAGGCAUGCGAAAGAAUGGAACCAACAGAGACGCAAGAGUCAAUGCUACUAAAGUUUGGAGCCGAAAAUCCGAUAACCCCAAAUUGAUAUCACAACAUGCAGCAGUGACUCAGCAGGAUCAGACAAACAUCAGCGAAUUUAGAAUUGGAUCAGUGAGUGUAACAAUCCGAAACAGUGGAGAACAUAACCAAACCAAAUGCAGUGAAGGGGAGGGAAGAACAAAGACUGUUGAGGCGAAACCCACAUCUGAGCAAUCAACUGUAAAAAUAUGGAGACCAGUGAGCAGUCAGGGAAGAAAAAUCUCAACAGUCGAUGAAAACACAGACAAAGAAGAUAAGAAGUCAAACUCAACUCAACCCGAAGUAAAGACUGCUCAUCACAUAAGCUUGCAGUUUAACAACCACGAAGCAAAGGCGUUUCUUGCAAAGAGAUGGAAAGAGGCAACCUCUGCAGAACACGUUACAUUGGUUCUGUCUCAGGAAACCGACAUCUCGGGCAACAACUCUCACGAAUCCUCAAAUGGUGUUAUAACCGCAAGACCAAAGCUGAGGACGAAAACCGAAAAGGGCACCAAGGUAAAGUAUACCAAAAGUGCAGUGUUAGCGAGCGAGACAGAUCUUUUCUUUUGCUUCUAGAGAGAUUUUUCCCAUUUAAGAGUCUUCAUUCUUUCUUUUUUUUACUUCAUAUUCUUGGUAGAAAGAGAUUGUUUUGUUAUUUUGUUGACCUUUUUUUGCCAUAUUGAGGGUUUAAAAUUUGAAACUUUUGAAAUGGGGUUCUUUGAUUUUUUGUGUAAUAAAGUUAAUUCUCAACA
Arabidopsis arenosa is the source of this 1963-nucleotide messenger RNA. The record is from the annotation of a GenBank genome assembly. NCBI's taxonomy places the organism in Eukaryota, Viridiplantae, Streptophyta, Magnoliopsida, Brassicales, Brassicaceae.